This is a messenger RNA of Didymosphaeria variabile, 333 nucleotides long. RefSeq names its product Ubiquitin- modifier 1 (gene URM1). Gene Ontology annotation, biological process: protein urmylation; tRNA thio-modification. Lineage: Eukaryota; Fungi; Ascomycota; Dothideomycetes; Pleosporales; Didymosphaeriaceae. Gene Ontology annotation, cellular component: nucleus; cytoplasm. The record is from RefSeq and is a predicted model, not a curated record. The transcript is spliced from 3 exons. Gene Ontology annotation, molecular function: protein tag activity. The coding region runs from base 1 to 333 and encodes 110 amino acids.
AUGUCGGAGGCAAAGAACGAUGGUACGAUUGCCAUAACUGUGGAGUUCAGUGGAGGGCUGGAGAUGCUGUUCUCGAAUGAGCGGAAACUAUCACUUACUAUUCCUGGCAAGGAUGAGAAUGGGGCAAAAACGAACAUAGCGUUUCUCGUGAGGCAUCUGUGCAACACUGUUAUGAAGGAUCCGAGGAAGGAGCUCUUUGUUCUCGACGACACAGUGAGACCGGGAAUCCUGGUGCUUAUCAACGAUGCAGAUUGGGAGCUCGAGGGCGAGGACAAGUAUGAGAUUGAAGAAGGCGACAACAUAUUAUUUGUGUCGACACUCCACGGAGGUUAG